Letharia columbiana is the source of this 1425-nucleotide messenger RNA. RefSeq lists its product as uncharacterized. The record is from RefSeq and is a predicted model, not a curated record. NCBI's taxonomy places the organism in Eukaryota, Fungi, Ascomycota, Lecanoromycetes, Lecanorales, Parmeliaceae. The transcript is spliced from 3 exons. Gene Ontology annotation, cellular component: nucleus. Gene Ontology annotation, biological process: peptidyl-lysine monomethylation. Gene Ontology annotation, molecular function: protein-lysine N-methyltransferase activity; protein binding. Bases 1 to 1425 code for a protein of 474 amino acids.
AUGCAUCGACAGACAUUGCCCAUUGAUCAAUUGGGUGCUUGGGCUCGAUUGAACAAUGUCGAGUUCAAUGGCGUUAAGAUCAUGGCUUCGCAAGGAGAUAAGGGUUCAGGCUUGGUCAUGACCGCUGAGAGAUCAAUAGACAACCCGUUGCUCAUGACAAUCCCGAAUGACCUCGUCCUGUCUCUUGAAAAUGUAUGGGUGUACGCGAAAUCAGACAAGCAUCUACGCCAGGUCCUCGAAGCUACCGGAGAUUACUCAAGGACAGCAAGGGGAGCCAUCCUGAUAUUCUUGCUCCUGCAAGUGACCAACGGUGCCACUGGAGGCAGCAUAGGAGUCUCCAAUCCGUUCAGCGAAUACGUGAAAUUUCUUCCACUCAGGGUCCCCUUGCCCACAACUUGGAAUGAGAGCGAACGAGCGAUAGUUACAGGAACUUCUCUUGAAGCGGCUGUAAGUGCUAAAUUGAAUGGCUUGGAUCGUGAAAUUACUCUUCUGAAAGAGAAGACGUCGUCAAUCGACUGGUGUCAGGAAUGCUGGUGGGACGCAGCCAGUGGCACAUUGACGCUCGAUGACUGGAAAACGGUCGAUGCAAUGUAUAGAUCUCGGGCUUUAGACUUGCCUGGUACCGGACAUUCUAUGGUCCCAUGCAUUGAUAUGGCGAACCAUGCUUCGGGCGGCAGUACCAGUGCCCUGUAUGAGACCGACGGCGACGGCAAUGCCAUUCUUGUCCUUCGAGAAGGUAAGGACUUGGCUCCGAAUGACGAGGUUACAAUCACGUAUGGAGACGAGAAAGGUGCCUGCGAGAUGCUGUUCUCCUAUGGCUUCAUUGAAUCGACUGUGAAGUCCGCCCGAGAGCUUUUCCUGGACCUUAGCAUCCCAGAUGAUGACCCUUUGAAGCUCGCGAAGAAAGCCGUUGCUCAAUCAGCACCAGGCUUUCGUCUUUUUCUUCGCGGUGACUCUACAGAUUGGGAGUCCUCCUUUGUAUGGCUGCUUUGUGUUAACGAAGAGGAUGGUCUCGAAAUCAAAUUAUUGCAGAAGAACGAUGGUGAAAGGGAGCUGCAGGCUUCCUGGAAAGAUAAAGAGAUAACGGACAUGUCAAAUCUAGUUAAGCUGCUGAAAUUGGAACCAUUGUGGGAUGUGUUUGCAUUACGAGCAAUCAUUACUUGUCAGAACCGCGUCGAACAGCAGCUCUUCAGGCUCGAGGGCAGCAAGAACUCCGUCGACGAGCUAUUGAUCAUUGGGGAGGUUGAUAAUGACAUUCGUGCGAACGCAAUGCAAUUGCGACAUUUGGAAGAGAUCUUAUUGCUGCACGCUUACGGGGAUUUUGAGACCAAGAAAUCUCAAAUACUCGAUUCACCAGUCGUCCAGCAGUAUCUUGGCGCCACGAUGGCCUCGAAUCCGGGCGUGUCCGAAGACGACUUUUCUUAA